Molecule: messenger RNA, 477 nt
Organism: Talaromyces stipitatus ATCC 10500
Lineage: Eukaryota; Fungi; Ascomycota; Eurotiomycetes; Eurotiales; Trichocomaceae
Exons: 2
Coding region: 1-477 (158 amino acids)
Biological process (GO): nucleoside metabolic process
Molecular function (GO): catalytic activity
Source: RefSeq, a predicted model, not a curated record
AUGGAUCACCACCACGCCGUUUUGGUACACUUUCCCGGUAUGGGCAAGAGCACUGCGUCCCAAGCUGACUCUUCUAUACGAUCAAUCUAUCCUAAUAUCAACCUCGCCCUGGUCGUCGGAAUUUGUGGUGGUGUCCCAUUUAAGAAAGGACCUGCAGAGAUUCUCCUCGGAGAUACUCCGUACAGUGGGAUAGAGCAGGAUGAACUCUUUCAGUCUACGUAUCGGCAUGAACAUCACGGCCGCAUUGAUUGCAUCAGCUGUGCCCAUCCUACCAAUAACACAGUCUGUGAUGAAGUAUUUGAUCUAUCGUGCCAUCAAUUAAAAUGUGACAAGGAUAAACUUGUCCAACGAAAGCGGCUUCAGAAUACUCUUGCACUGGGACAUACACCUUCUCCAACUAUUCAUCUUGGUCUUAUCGCAUCUGGGGAUACAGUCAUGAGAUCUGGACAAGACAGGGAUUUACUUGCAGAGCAAUAA